Molecule: messenger RNA, 558 nt
Organism: Durusdinium trenchii
Lineage: Eukaryota; Dinophyceae; Suessiales; Symbiodiniaceae
Source: the annotation of a GenBank genome assembly
AUGAGGGUGGACAACCACCGAAUCGUGGAUAAGCAUGUCUUUUGGUACCGAGCACUGCGAGGUACCUGGCAGCCGAGAGAGUCUGGUGGCCUCUGGGGAGGCGGUGAACGAGGCGGCGCGAUGCGCUCCAAGGGGAAAGGCUGCCAGACUCGUUUGCCCUCUGAUUGGGACGUGAAGAAAGCCAGCCAUCGACGAAGAGAGCGGAGGAUCCUCAAAGUUAUCUUGCUGAAAAACAAGAACUGGAAAUUCCACAACCUGGAGGAGUGUAAUCCCAAUGCACCAGCAAUGAAAUUUGAGCAGCAAGUGCGUUUGGAGCGGAUCAUCCACUUUCGUGGCGAAGUGAAUCAAGACGAGGGUGAGGACGAAGACGAUGCAGACGAAGACACUCCUCUCGGACAGCUGGUCGUUAAGAGGAGGAGGACAAAGCCCCCGGGAGUUCCUCGUGCAGUGAAGGAGCCCGCUGCGGAUCCGCCCGUGGACGUGGUGAAUGCCGAGGAGGAUGAUGACGAUCUUCCCAUCGCUUUGCUUGCAGCGAAGCCCACUUGGCCAAAGAGUUAG